AUGGCGGACCGGACCGGAAACGGCGCGCAGCCUGUCUGCGCCGCCGGAGGCCCCGACUCUAUGGUCGCUCCGGGCGCUCGGCCGGCUCCUCCCGGCGGCCCCCGCGCAUGCGCCGGUCCCAAGAUGGCGGCGCCCAGAGCGGCCGCCCGGCUCGUGCUGCGGGCGGGGGGCAGAGCCCGGCCCGCCCCCGCCCCCGCCGGGGCCCGCCUCCUGUGUGCCUGCCCCCGCAAGUACGAGGCGGUGCGGGGGAAAGCGCGGGGCGCGACCCGGGCUGAGACCGAGGCGCUGAGGGCCGCGGCCGGGCCCUUGAGCGCGGAGCAGGCGCUGCGGUUGUUGGAGGCCUCGGUCGUCCACCGCGAAGGAGCGCUCGUGGCCCUCAGCAAGCCGGUGGGGCUGCCCGUGGCAGGAGGGGCCGGGGCCGGGGCCGGGGGCCUGACCUCGCGCCCUGCUGCGGGCAGCCCGGGGCAGCUGAGCCUGGAGGCGCUGCUGCCGCAGCUGAGCCAGCGCCUGGCCCUGUCGCCCGAGCUCCACAUCGUCAGAGCCCCCGGGAAGGAGAGCUCCGGCCUCGUGCUCCUCUCCACCUGCCACGCCACCACGCAGCGGCUCCAGGAGUUCUUCGUGCGGGCCCGGCGGACGGGGCGCCCUCCUGCCACGUACUGUGCUGUCACGGUCGGGGUCCCCGCUGACUCCCAGGGGGAAAUCCGCACAGGGCUGAAGCUGGCGCAGGUCGGGGAUGCGCGGCUGGUGGUGCCGGUGGCGGCGCCGUCCCAGGGCAGCGUGGCGAGGAAGGAGGUGAAGAAAACCCGGACGUGCUACACUGUGCUGGGCUCUGCGCACGGCUGCUCCCUCCUGCAACUCCAGCCAGUGACAGCCUUCUCUAGCCAGCUCCUGGUGCACCUGACGCUGCUGCUGUGCCCCGCGCUGGGUGACCACGUGUACUCGCCCCGGGUGGGCGCAGUCCUGGGGCAGUCCUUCCUGCUGCCAGCAGAGAGCACGCCUCCCUGCACACAGGUCCUGCCUAAGCAGGUGCUUGACAGGCUGCGCCUCACACAGCAGCAGGUGCAUCUUCUGCCCUUGCAUCUCCACCUGCACCAGCUGCAGCUCCCGGCAGUGGUCCUGGCUGCACCUCCCCCGCCCUUCUUCCUGAGGACGCUUCACUGCCUGGGGCUGCCUACACACCUGGAGCCGCAGGGUGGCUGCAGGCAGUAGUGGCUCCAUGAUGGCCUGUGACCUGCCUUCUCCCAGAGACUUUCUGCCCUAGGCAGUGGCAGAACAGAGGGGCUGCCUGGGCUGGGGCUGGUGUUCCUGGGAUGCUGCCUGAGCCCUAGAAGUGUAUAGCCAGGAACACGUUUCCCUGCUCCUCAUCUCGGAGGCAGGGGAGGGGUCCGGGCCCCUUGCCCUACCCCACCUGCUGCCCUAGUCUUUCCUGUUGUGCAUCCUUGGGCCCCUGCUCUUACCUCCCAAGGCCCUUGGGUGUGGGGCUGAGCCCAGGCAACACCUGCUGUUUGUGGGGCGCGUGGGGAAGGGAGGUGAUCGCCUGCACCCCCAGCUGUCCCUGCAGCCGCUGUGAACACUGAAUAAAGCAGAGCUCUGCUUGC
Messenger RNA from Alligator mississippiensis (American alligator), 1598 nucleotides. It is a transcript of the gene RPUSD3, whose product is annotated as RNA pseudouridine synthase D3. Gene Ontology annotation, biological process: pseudouridine synthesis. The transcript has 7 exons. Bases 1 to 1209 code for a protein of 402 amino acids. NCBI's taxonomy places the organism in Eukaryota, Metazoa, Chordata, Crocodylia, Alligatoridae. Gene Ontology annotation, molecular function: pseudouridine synthase activity; RNA binding. The record is from RefSeq and is a predicted model, not a curated record.